AUGAUUCUUAUGGCUCCAAGAUUGACACCUAAAAUCGUGAAGAAGAACACAAAGACUUUCAAGAGACAUCAGUCUGACAGAUUCAUGAGAGUCUCUGAGAACUGGAGACUUCAAAAGGGUAUUGAUUCCCGUGUCAGAAGAAGAUUCAGAGGUACUAUUUACGCUCCAAAGAUUGGAUACGGUUCCAACAAGAAGACUAAGUUUUUGAAUCCACAUGGUAACAAGGUUGUGACUGUUAGAAACUUGAGUGACUUGGAGGCUUUGUUGAUGAACAACAAGCUUUAUGCCGCUGAGAUUGCUCACGCUGUUUCUGCUAAGAACAGAGUUGCCCUUUUAGCCAGAGCUAAGGCCAUUGGUGUCCGGGUUACCAAUCCAAAGGGUAGAUUGACGUUGGAGGCUUGA
Molecule: messenger RNA, 402 nt
Organism: Brettanomyces nanus
Lineage: Eukaryota; Fungi; Ascomycota; Pichiomycetes; Pichiales; Pichiaceae
Gene: RPL32
Product: 60S ribosomal protein L32
Exons: 2
Coding region: 1-402 (133 amino acids)
Biological process (GO): translation
Cellular component (GO): cytosolic large ribosomal subunit; ribosome
Molecular function (GO): structural constituent of ribosome
Source: RefSeq, a predicted model, not a curated record